AUCUUCAAACAUACACAAACACAUUAGAAGAAUCAUAUCAAUUCUCUCCUAAACAGUUCUUUUACACACAAUAUACAUCAAUGGACUCCAAUCCAACCGGUUUAGCUGUUGUGAUCUUUAUGCUCCUGUCCAUCCAAAUCUUUUGCCCAGCUGGUGUGGCAGGGGACAUCACCGGAGUUUGUUACGGCCGGAACGGCAACAAUCUCCCAACGCCGGCAGAUACAGUAGCUUUAUACAAAACCAACAAUAUCGACGCAAUCCGUAUGUACGAGCCCUUCGCUGACAUGCUCGAAGCUCUCCGUGGCUCAGGUCUCUCAGUCGCUUUUGGUCCACGAAACGAAGAAAUUCAAUCCCUAGCCCAAGAUCCAGCCGCCGCAACAAAUUUCGUCGCCACCUGGAUCAUGCCUUAUCAAAACGACGUCGCAAUCAAAUGGAUCACAAUCGGUAACGAAGUCUUCCCCGGAGACAUCGCUCCAUUUGUCGCCGCCGCGAUCAGAAACGUCAACGCCGCGCUAACGAAUUUCGGCGUCACAGGAAUCUCCGUCACGACGGUUUUAGCUAUGAACGCGUUGACCAAUUCAUAUCCACCUUCAGCUGCAACAUUCCUACCAGAUCUAACCGAGAUCAUGACGGAGAUUUCAUCGAUACUCUCGGAGACGAAUUCGCCUCUCAUGACGAAUAUCUACCCCUACUUCGCAUACGCGUCAGAUCCUUAUCACAUCUCACUCGAUUACGCUAGUUUCAAAUCCGAUACACCGGUAGUUAUCGACGGUGAUUUGAAGUACAACAACAUGUUCGAGGCGAUGGUUGAUGGAUUCAAUGCGGCGCUGGAGAAGAUCAAUGCCGGAAAUGUGGUGGUGAUGGUGGCGGAGUCUGGAUGGCCGACGGAGGGAAAUCCACCGUAUACGAGUGUUGAUAACGCCAAGGCCUACAAUUUGGGGAUUAGGACAUGUGGAGGAUCUGAACGGAAGCGGACGCCUCGCCGGCCGGAGACGCCGGUGGACGUGUUUCUAUUCGCGAUGUUUAGGGAGAAUCAGAAGGAUGGUCCGGUGGAGCAGAGCUUUGGAAUCUUUGCACCUGAUAUGACUCCAGUCUACGAUCUCUUUUCCAGAUUAACCGCCGCCGGAAACAUGAAUCCGUUUGUCGGAGUCUGUGAUGGAAGAAACGGAGACAAUCUCCCACCUCCGGCACAAAUAGUAUCUCUAUACAAGAAAAUAAACGUCGCUGGGAUAAGACUAUACGAGCCUGUCCCCGACCUCAUCGUCUCAUUACAAGGAACUGGUCUUCUCGUAGCCAUCGGACCAAGAAACGAAGAAAUCAAAACAUUAGCCGAACAUUACGAAUUUGCCUUAAAUUGGGUUAAAACGUUUAUAGCACCAUACAAAAACGUAGCUUUCAGUUGGAUCACUGUGGGAAACGAAGUGAUCGAAGGAGAGAUCGGACGUUACGUGCCACAAGCCAUGAAGAAUAUAAAAGCUGCAUUGACCGAAAUCGGAAACUCAAAGACCCACGUCACCACCGUCAUAUCCACAGCCUCACUCGCUAACUCUUACCCACCAUCAGCCGGAGUAUUUAAACCGACGAUAACCGAACUUAUAACCGAAAUCGUAUCGAUUCUUAGCUCUACCGAUUCACCACUCAUGGUCAACGUUUACCCUUAUUUCGCUUAUGCAUCAGACCCUAGCCACGUGACAUUGGAAUACGCAACGUUCCGUUCGACUUCACCAGUAGUGACCGACGGAAAAUACCAAUACACGAACAUAUUCGAUGCAUCGUUGGAUGCUUUUAAUGCGGCGUUAGAGAAAAUCAACCACGGAAGCGUGAAGGUGUACGUAGCGGAGACCGGUUGGCCUACUAGAGGAAACGUUCCAUACACGAGCGUGGAGAACGCUCGUGCCUAUAACCAAGGAUUGCUCAAGAAACUCACUACAGGUAAUAAGGGUACUCCGAGGCGGCCCAAUGUUCCAGUGAUGACUUUUUUCUUUGAAAUGUUCAAUGAGGAUUUGAAAGAAGGCGAUGUAGAAAAAAGCUUCGGAUUCUUCAAUCCUGAUAUGGCUCCUGUCUACGAUAUGUGGAAUAUAAAUGUUUCUAGCUACAACAAGGAAGGCUAUAGUUGGGUUAUUUGGACUAUCUCGGAGCUCUCUCUUCCCGCCGGCGAUCUCCUCCGUUUAACUCCGGUGAGAUUCGCUAAAGGUCUCCGAUCUUCUAGUUUCGGUAGAGAGAUCUAUCUUAGAUUCUCGAUUAGGUUUCCGUUUAAGCGAGAUCUCAGAUUUUUGGUCGAUCGAAUGGGGAAAAUCAAGAAAGCGAAUCAAAGGGGUCACAUUGCUACACCUUAUCCAUCACCAUGUUGCAAGAAAGAAUGGGCUGGCUCAACCUGCCCAGUAUGCUUGGAGUCUCCACACAAUGCGGUUCUUCUACUGUGUUCGUCUUAUCACAAAGGAUGUCGUCCUUACAUGUGUGCAACAAGCAGCCGUUUUGCCAACUGCCUCGACCAAUACAGGAAAUCAUACAGUAACGAGAACUCAGGACAACCCGAGCUCUUGUGUCCACUGUGUAGAGGUCAAGUGAAAGGUUGGACUGUUGUGAAAGAUGCUCGGAUGCAUUUUAACUCCAAGAGAAGGACUUGUAUGCAGGAUAACUGUUCCUUUUUAGGAAAUUUCCGAAAGCUCAAGAAACACAUGAAGGAAAAACACCCACAUGCUUGCCCGAGAGCCAUUGAUCCAGCUCUGGAAACCAAAUGGAAGAGGCUUGAGAGGGAAAGAGACAGAAGAGACGUGAUAAGCACGAUAAUGUCAUCGACACCAGGUGCUGUUGUGUUGGGAGAUUAUGUGAUAGAGCCCCAUAACCGAGCUGUUUAUGAUGAAGAAGACGAAGAAGAAGAUUACAGCUCAGAUGACUCUCUGAGCAACGGGAUAUUGGAUCUAGAAUCAUCAUGGCAAGGACAAAGCCAUCAUAUUCGGUUUCUCGAUAUGGAAUCAAGUGAUUUCGCAUCCUCUUCCAGCUCCCCUGCUUCUCCUAGCCGUUCGCUUCACCGCUUGCUCUUUCCAAGGAACCAGAGAGGUGGCAAUAGAGGAGCAGUAUAAAAAGGCUAACAUGACUAGCCAAUUAGCCAUACACAGGGAUUUGAAAAAAAAAAACUCGCAGUCGUCCCUUUCUUUUAUUUAUUUUCAUGUAAAUUAUGUAUUCUGUGUAAUUGUAUUAUUGUUUCUGCAUUGUUGUACUCUAAUGAGGCAUUAUCUCUUAUGCCUCAUUUCAAAAUUUCUCUUUUAUUUCCCUUUUUUUCUCUGUACUGAUUUGAUCUUCAUCUUCCUCAAGUUCUGGAAGAACAAUAAAAAGGUUAUGUGAAA
Messenger RNA from Arabidopsis arenosa, 3347 nucleotides. The record is from the annotation of a GenBank genome assembly. Lineage: Eukaryota; Viridiplantae; Streptophyta; Magnoliopsida; Brassicales; Brassicaceae.